AUGAUUGUAUUUAUUAGAAUAUUAUUAAAAUGCAAUCAUCAACUUGAAUUGGAGACUUUACAACAAAUUACAAGUUUAUGUAGAACGAAAUGGCUAGAUAGGAUUAUAAAAUUGGACCUUUUUGCCAAAUUAAUUAAUUACAUACACGUAAAACUUGAUACAGUUGCUGAAAAAACUGAUGUACAUCUAGAAUUGCAACAAAUAAAAUCAGAAUCCUCGUUGUUACAAGGUGCACCUCCAGGUAGACAUGUGAGAAACUUAUAG
Entrophospora candida is the source of this 264-nucleotide messenger RNA. Lineage: Eukaryota; Fungi; Glomeromycota; Glomeromycetes; Entrophosporales; Entrophosporaceae. The record is from the annotation of a GenBank genome assembly.